GCUCGAGAUCCGGAGCUGGAGCUGGGCCAGGCUUACGAUGGCAGGUCCCGAGGAGCAGGAGUCCCAUAAUGGGGCAAAGGCGCAUUCCUCGUCAAGAUCGCAUCAUUACCGCAAGGUGUUCAAGCCACUGCUGGAGAAGAAGAGGCGGGCGCGGAUUAACCGCAGCGUGGAGGAUAUGAAGGACUUGCUUCAGGAGGUGACCCACCUGGACGCCGAAGCCUUGGCCAAAAUGGAAAAAGCAGACGUCCUUGAACUGGCCAUUCACCACCUGCGUAGGAAACACAAUCCUGCGGCUACAUCCGGUGUAUAUCAGAGCCCCAUGGACAGCUAUUGGUGUGGCUUUCGAGAAUGCGUCCUGGAAGUGUUCGAAAUUCUGCAGCACAACGGUUAUCAGCUGAACAUCGAGUGCGCUGAGAAACUGGAGCAGCUUGUGCCCUCCAAAUUCAAGUCCAAGCCCAUUCCCUGGAGGCCCUGGUAGUCGUCAUGGAGAAUUUCCACGAAAGUUCCCAAUGGGGAUUAGUUCCCGAUUAUUCGGGGUAGGUAUUUAUUAUUUAAUCGAACAACGAAGCGCUGAAAUAAAACU
This is a messenger RNA of Drosophila erecta, 583 nucleotides long. Its product is annotated as enhancer of split mgamma protein. Gene Ontology annotation, molecular function: DNA-binding transcription factor activity, RNA polymerase II-specific; protein dimerization activity; RNA polymerase II cis-regulatory region sequence-specific DNA binding. NCBI's taxonomy places the organism in Eukaryota, Metazoa, Arthropoda, Insecta, Diptera, Drosophilidae. Gene Ontology annotation, biological process: regulation of neurogenesis; anterior/posterior pattern specification; regulation of transcription by RNA polymerase II. The coding region runs from base 38 to 478 and encodes 146 amino acids. The record is from RefSeq and is a predicted model, not a curated record. Gene Ontology annotation, cellular component: nucleus. The transcript is spliced from 2 exons.